This is a messenger RNA of Porites lobata, 1161 nucleotides long. The record is from the annotation of a GenBank genome assembly. Lineage: Eukaryota; Metazoa; Cnidaria; Anthozoa; Scleractinia; Poritidae.
AUGAUUACAACAGACAUAAACACGAAUACAAGCGAGGACACGAUGGACGAUGGAUCCUACAUUCAAUAUCUUCCUAUUGAAGCAGCAUUUCAAGCCGUUUCUUUAAUAAUUAUUAUGCUCGUGGCCAUAGCCGCAAAUACAAUGAAUAUUAUUGUGGUGUACAGAAAUUCCAACAUGCAGACGCCUCGUUAUAUGUUUAUAAUGAGUUUGGCUGUCGGCGAUUUAGGAGUGACACUUCUUUCAAUGCCCUUCUCUCUUGUGACAUGUAUAUCUCGACGAUGGAUCAUGAGCGACUCAUUAUGUCAACUCCAUGGUUUCCUCGGCUCGUUUUUUUUCUGUGUGUCGAUAUUUACGCUUACAAUAAUGAGUAUUGAGCAGUAUUAUUCUCUUGUCAAGCCUCUGUCACGUACAAUAACAGUUCGUCGGGCGUGGUACAUGAUUGCCGCUGCAUGGAUCUUGUCUACCCUUCUGUCCGUAGGGCCUGAGGUGGGCUGGGGACAUUUCGAGUACAACUCUAGCACGCUAUCUUGCGGGGUGGCCUUUCCGCGAUCGACUUUAGAGAAGAUGUAUCUCCUAUUUCUUGUCUUGAUAGCAUUUGUAAUCACGUUGCUAAUUAUGGCCUAUGCUUAUAUCAGGAUUUUAUUGACAGUUCGGAAACACACAGACAGAAUUGCAAGGUACACCAAGGGAGGGUUGGAGGUGAUGAGGCUACAAAGACGAAUAACCUACACGUUGCUACUUGUACUGCUCGUGUUUAUCUUAUGUUGGCUUCCAUUUGUUUUCUUGAUUGUUCUAGCCACACGAAACACAAGUGUCAAGGAAUUGCCAUACGGUCUCGGUGUUGCUGCCUACUGGUGUGGCUUUUUUAAUUCUUCAGUGAACCCGAUUAUCUUUGUUAUCAGAAACGAUCGCUUCCGGGAAGGUUACCGUGAGAUCCUUAGCGAGAUCUGGUACGGACUGCAAUGCAAACGACCGCCGAAAAUACGAACACCGCAGAUAAAAAACACGUGGUAUUUGAACAAACGUUCAGGGAAAGAGGGAGAAACUCCAAAGGUCAUGUUAAGAGCUUUUCCUUCUAUUUCCCCUGUACCAGAUGUAGAAUUAAUGUCCGAUCAUGGUGAUCAAGACGAAAACGGAAUUGAAGAACUUAUUACAACAUAA